AUGGCACGAUAUCAAGCCCACAAGUUGGAGCGCUGGGGCUGGUGCUGUUCUCGUUCCCUUACACUAUCGGGUGCCUGUCCGGUGAAGACAGUAUGUGGGAACGACCUGCUCAGCCGCUGGGACACCGCCCAAGCUCAAGUGUCAACGAAGUCCGUCCGGUGCCUCCUGGCCAUGACCCAACAAGUGGUCAUGAAGAGGGGAGAGACCCCGCCAACCGGCGUGGCGUGGAAUGAAGAUAAGAACCUGUUCCUGGACAAGGAAGACCGCAUCUGGAUCCCACCAAGUGCCACGGACCUCCAGCAGCGGCACCCUCGAAGCCGAUGUCAAGACCAAGCCUGCAUCCACUGCCUCAGCAUCUACGGCUCAGUUGUCCCACAUCCGCUUGGAUCGGCGCUCCAUGCCGAGAAGCCCCAAGAACUGAACCAAUUCGACUGGCUCUCCAUGCCCACGGCGACGAACCGCUGGCAGAAGAUCCUCGCCAUCAAGGACGACAUGAGCGGGAUCGUGCAACUUUGGCCCUGCGAGACAAGCGACGCCGCGACGACCUCCAACGGCCUCCUCAACUGGUUCAUGACCUUUGGGUACCUGGAAGUUUGUCAACACCGCGACCAAGAAGGUCACCGCCUUCGACUGGCUCAGCUCCACGUGCAAGAAGCACAUGUACGAGCUGCAUCGCAAAGUGGCUGCGACAAGCGCCAAGAAAAGCUCGCGAUCGGCGACUUUGUUCACGUUGGCCAAGUGUCCCGCCAAGGCAACAAGCUGUCCCUGCACUGCGGCCGCGAUGUGACCGAAGAGCUGGUCGACCAUAAUGCCUUUGACAAUGAAGGGUUCCGCGUGGCCAAGCUCGGUGAUGUCCGUGAAUAA
Molecule: messenger RNA, 864 nt
Organism: Aphanomyces astaci
Lineage: Eukaryota; Oomycota; Saprolegniomycetes; Saprolegniales; Verrucalvaceae
Exons: 6
Coding region: 1-864 (287 amino acids)
Molecular function (GO): nucleic acid binding
Source: RefSeq, a predicted model, not a curated record